Messenger RNA from Episyrphus balteatus (marmalade hoverfly), 1341 nucleotides. RefSeq lists its product as uncharacterized. The transcript is spliced from 3 exons. Gene Ontology annotation, biological process: ubiquitin-dependent protein catabolic process. The record is from RefSeq and is a predicted model, not a curated record. Bases 136 to 1260 code for a protein of 374 amino acids. Gene Ontology annotation, cellular component: cytosol. Lineage: Eukaryota; Metazoa; Arthropoda; Insecta; Diptera; Syrphidae. Gene Ontology annotation, molecular function: polyubiquitin modification-dependent protein binding.
AUUUCAGUCUGAAGUCUGAACUCAAAUUUAAAUUCAAGGAAAAAAUAUUUUUAUUCACAAAAUUGCAUUUUCAUGUUCAUCGUUUAAACAAAACAAAAAAAAAACAAUCUUAAGAUAACAAAGAACUAAGAAAAAAUGUUUAAACUUCUUGCUGGAAUUCACAUUCAAGAUAAACCAAAUGAAUUUAUUCACCUCGAUAAUAUUGACUUGGAUCAAUCUGUUUUAUAUCUCAAAACAGAGAUUGGCAAAAAAAUUGAUAUGCCUCCAGAAUCCCUUGAAGUUGUACACUAUGGACUAAUUUUAAAAGAUGAUGAAUCAAUUUCUGACAUUGAUCCCUAUGCCACUGUACAUGUUUUCAAGAAAACCAAAAGAUGCGAACCCUAUGUUCCCAAUUUGCCUGAAGAUUAUGAAAAUGAAGUUCAUUCACUUUUCAAUGUUAUAUCGAACAUUCAAAUCAAUGUCAACUCCAGGGUAAAUAUAUUACAAAAGAUUCUUGCUGAAUAUCCGGAAUUUCGUAGAAAUCUAGGAGCUCAGGCAUUAAUUAGAGAUUCGGUUCUAUUUAAUACACUGCAUCAACCUGAGGUUGUUAAAAAUAUCGCCGAAAAAUAUCCAAUUAUUUGUGAAGCAGCUGCGUUUAUUGUGGAAACAGUUAAGAAAGAAUUGGCACGUAAUUCGAAUUAUAUUGCUGAAAUAGUAUCGGACACAACUACCAGCUCUGAAGAAGAGAACUCUGGUACACCUGCUAAUCAAUCGGAGCAAGCUCGCAUUCGUCGUAUAAGUCGUCAUCAAUUAGCAGCGGCAUUGCAACAAGCCGGAACUACAUCUAUGAACUCUUUGUCUGACAUUGCACAGCGAAAUACGGGCGCUACCGAUUCCGGUUCGGGCACAAAUCCUCAAACACCACAAGCACCUGCUGGAGGACGCAUUUUAUCUUCUACUUUUAGCAAUGCACUUGCAAGAGCCCUUGGUGCCUUAGGAGCCAAUAAUGCCAACUCCAGUAACUCCACAGAAACCCCUGAAGGAAGCAACAAUGAGGCAAUGCAAUGGAUGGACAGCGAUCCCUUGGAUGUUCCCUCUCCCAGUGAUGAUAUCAAUGAUUUACCAGCAAGGUAUCGUGAACAUCAAUAUGCCGAUCAGUUGCGCUUAAUGAGCCAAAUGGGAUUCACAAACUACGCAGAGAACAUCAGUUAUCUAACCAUUACCAAUGGAAAUGUUGAAAAUGCUGUCAAUCUUAUCAUGGGUACCCAGGAUACUCGUUGAAAUCAUUACACACAAAUAUUGUAAUGCUUAGUAUUUAUUUUUCUCAGUAAUAAUAAAUUAAUAGAUACAUUUCAUCAUAAA